Hibiscus syriacus is the source of this 1455-nucleotide messenger RNA. RefSeq names its product polyadenylate-binding protein RBP47B-like. NCBI's taxonomy places the organism in Eukaryota, Viridiplantae, Streptophyta, Magnoliopsida, Malvales, Malvaceae. Gene Ontology annotation, cellular component: cytosol. The record is from RefSeq and is a predicted model, not a curated record. The transcript is spliced from 6 exons. Bases 156 to 1448 code for a protein of 430 amino acids. Gene Ontology annotation, molecular function: mRNA binding.
UAUAAACUUACGUUUCUUCAGACAAUAGUUUUUCUCUCUUUCCGCUUGUUUUUCUUUCUCUCCUUCGCCUAUCAACGGUGAAAGAGAAAGAAAGAAAAAAACAGAAGAAAACCCAAAGUAUUAGAUCUGAUCGUCUCAUCUAUCUAUACAUCAAGAUGCAGUCGACCAGCGGUACUGAUCUGAACUCGAAACAAGAACAAGAACAACAACCGCAGUGGGUGGCGGGCCAGUGGAUGGGAGCCAUGCAGUACCCGACAGCGGCUGCGAUGGCAAUGAUGCAGCAACAGAUGAUGAUGUACCCUCACCAUUAUAUGGCUUACAACAAUCCUCAGUUCCAGUACCAACAAUAUCAACAGCAGCAGCAAGGUAAACACCCGUACCAGCAGCAAAGCUACUCGCAGAAGCAGCAAGUGUCUAACUCGGAUGAGGUCAAGACGAUCUGGGUUGGCGACCUUGCUCAUUGGAUGGAUGAAACUUAUCUUCAUAGUUGCUUUUCUCAAACUGGAGAGGUUUCUUCUGUAAAGAUUAUACGCAAUAAGCAAACCGGUCAGUCUGAAGGAUACGGCUUUGUGGAAUUUUACUCACGGACUGCAGCGGAAAAAGUUUUGCAAAGUUAUAAUGGUUCUUUAAUGCCAAAUACAGAACAGCCUUUUCGACUCAAUUGGGCUUCAUUCAGUGUGAAUGAAAGGCGACCUGAAAUGGGUUCUGAGCUGUCUAUUUUUGUAGGGGAUUUGGCUGCAGAUGUAACUGAUACGAUAUUGCAUGAAACCUUUUCUAGUAGAUUUCAAUCUGUCAAGGGAGCAAAAGUUGUUAUCGAUUCAAAUACAGGUUGUUCAAAAGGUUAUGGUUUUGUUAGAUUUGGUGAUGAAAAUGAAAGGUCAAGGGCUAUGACUGAAAUGAAUGGUGUAUAUUGCACAAGUAGACCUAUGAGGAUCGGUGUUGCUACUCCCAAGAAAGCAUCUGGAUAUCAGCAACAGUAUUCUUCACAAGCUGUGGUAUUGGCUGGUGGACAUGCAGCAAAUGGUGUUGUAGCACAAGGUUCUCAAUACGAUAAUGAAUCCAAUAAUGCUACCAUAUUUGUUGGAGGACUUGACUCUGAUGUUACUGAUGAAGAUCUGAGACAACCUUUUUCCCAGUUUGGUGAGAUCAUCUCUGUCAAAAUACCAUCCGGAAAAGGAUGUGGGUUUGUGCAAUUUGUGAACAGGAAAAAUGCUGAGGAAGCAAUCCAAAGUUUGAACGGGACAACCAUAGGCAAGCAGACUGUCCGUCUUUCUUGGGGUCGCAAUGUAGGAAACAAGCAGUGGAGAGGCAAUUCCAGUAACCAGUGGGAUGGAGGAUAUUACCAAGGGCAAGGGUAUGGUGGUUAUGGUUACGGGUAUGGUAUGCCGUCAAAUCAGGAUCCGAGCACGUAUGCUGCUGCUGCAGCUACUAUUCCUGGUGCAUCUUGACAGGGGG